Messenger RNA from Rubroshorea leprosula, 1498 nucleotides. NCBI's taxonomy places the organism in Eukaryota, Viridiplantae, Streptophyta, Magnoliopsida, Malvales, Dipterocarpaceae. The record is from the annotation of a GenBank genome assembly.
GAAAACCCCUCCAACCCAAACAACCCAAAAAAAAAAAAAAAAAAGGGAAAUUCCUUCCCUUCUUUGCUCCUCUUUUUCUCCUUCCAACUGCAUCUUCUCAUGAAUUUUCCUUGCCAUUUACCCUAAUCUUCUUUUUCAUUUUUAUCUAUUGUCUUCCAUAUAUCUAGAGAUCAUAUCAUAUAAAAACAUAGGAAUAAAGGGGGAAGGUUAAUCAUGGGUUGUUCUUUGUCUUUUAAGGCCAUGUUUGGAGGACUUGCAGUACCGGCAAUUAUUUUGCUUUUGUUGGUCGGAACGUUGCAGCCAUCAGAUGGAAGGAAAACGAAGACCACAUUAAUGACAACGUCGAUGAAGUGGUCAGAAAAAGAAGAGCACGGGAAGGUGUUGGGCAGACAGAAGUCACUUGUUCUAACUGAGUUAGAUAUCAACUACAUGAGCAAACGAAAAGUUCCUAACGGACCAGAUCCUAUUCAUAACAGGAAGCGACCGCCCGGAGUAGUUUAGCUGUUUGGGCAUAUCUGCAGCCCAACUGUAAAAUUAUGAAACAAGGUUUCUGCAGCCAUCUUGUAUGUAUUUUUUUUUUUUUUUUUGCUGGAAGAUGGAGGUUUUUUUACUUUAAAACUGAUGAAUAGAUUUGAGUAUCUGUGCUGCUGCAUGCAUGUCUUUUUACUUACAGAAAUUGUUGUGGGAAAUUAUAAAAGGGGACUACAGAAGCUUAUCUGGUACAAAAUAUGUCUCAAAAGCAUAUAUGACCAGAGAAAGAUCAUUAAGCAGCCUUUUGUAAAAACCCACUUUAGUUAUUGUUUCAUAUCUUCUUCUUCUUCUUUUUCUUUUUUUUUUUUUCUUUUUUUUUUAAUAUAUAUUCCUAAACCAUGAGAGGAGAGAUCAACUAAUUAAAUAAGAGAGAAUAUUGACAACAGUAGGUUGUAGCAGCCAUGCAUGAACCCAAUCUCUCUGUCAAUUAUCCAAUCUCUGUCUUUGGAUGUGUUUUGCAACAGAGAAGUUGUUCUAGACAACAUAAGCUAAGCUAAACAAGUUAUAUAUUUAAUAUAUAUUUGUUGUCUUCUUGAGGUGAUGUAGAAAAGGUGGGCAUGAGUUCUUGUACUAAUUAAAGUGAAUUCCACCAAUUAAAGGUGUUGGAGGUCCUAAAAGAAAAAGGGGUUUGCAUCUAGGUGUUAGUCUUUUUCUCUGGCUCCUUUGGUGGUACUGUUUUGGUCUUUGGUCCAUUCAAACUUGUAAACAUAUAUGCAUGAGAUUCUUCUAUCUCGUGGCAAUCAAAGAGAGAUGAAAAAGAGGAAAAAUAAAACAAGAUAGUCUCAAUUCUCACAUUAAAGUGGAACACAAAAGAGGGAAGUCUCUCUUCAAUGGCUUUUUUAUAAUUCCCCUCUAUUCAUCUUUUGUUGUUUGGAUUGAGAAGCAAAGCAAAGGCUGGUCCUAAAGUAAGUAAGAUGUACAUGGAUUCAUGUUGGAGCAAUUACCCAGAUGAGAAAAAGGCUAAAGG